This is a messenger RNA of Strongyloides ratti, 639 nucleotides long. RefSeq lists its product as hypothetical. The transcript has 2 exons. The record is from RefSeq and is a predicted model, not a curated record. NCBI's taxonomy places the organism in Eukaryota, Metazoa, Nematoda, Chromadorea, Rhabditida, Strongyloididae. Bases 1 to 639 code for a protein of 212 amino acids.
AUGGCAUAUACCAGACAAAGGUCUAAAAAGUCAACUGAUUCAAAUGAAUCGUUUACAACAAAAAUUAAGGACAUAUUAGCAUGUAAAAAUAUAACUAUUAGACGUAAAAUAAAUAAUUCUGACAAUUUCCCAACUACAAAUAAAGAUUCUAAAAAUACUACUUCUAAGAAUAAUAAAAUGAAAAAACAAAAACAAAAAAAAGGAAAAGGAAAAGAAAAAGAAAAGGAAAAAUUAUUAUUAGAUACAGAAUUCUCGCCUCUUUCAAACUUAAAAACAGAUUCUAGCGAUACAAGUGAAAAAAAUGAUGAUGCUAUAAAUGAUUACCAGAAUAAAAUUGAUUACUGUGACACUAAAAAAGUUAAUAAUGUUAAGAAGAAUAGUAGAGGGAAAAGUAAGAAAAAAGUUGAAGAGAAUUUUGAUAAAAAUUGUACUGAAGAUUUGCAUGUUAAUUCAAAGUUACUUUCUCAAAUUAGUAUCUUAGAAGAGUUGAAUAACAGUAUGGAUAAUUUGGAGAAAAUUAAAAUGUAUAUUAAUGGGCCAUUUAUUGAAGCUAUAAUGCAAACCAAAGAUGAGGAAACAAUAAAAUAUUAUUGUGAAGAGCUAUAUCUAUACUGUAAUUCGAUAAAUUUAAAUAAAUAA